AUGUCUUAUUACGCUCUUCAUCGUGACCCUGACGUGUUUGGCCAGGACGUGGAAGCGUUUCGGCCCGAGCGCUGGGCUACCAUUAGCCCGACGCAGUGGGAGUAUGCAGCUUUCGGCGGUGGCAACCGACGCUGCCUAGGGCAAUCAAAGGCUAUCAUCGAGGCGUCGUAUGUGCUUGCUCGGCUUUCACAGGCCAUUGAAAAGCUAGGGAUGCAAACGGCUGUAGAGUAG
Molecule: messenger RNA, 231 nt
Organism: Pestalotiopsis fici W106-1
Lineage: Eukaryota; Fungi; Ascomycota; Sordariomycetes; Amphisphaeriales; Sporocadaceae
Exons: 2
Coding region: 1-231 (76 amino acids)
Molecular function (GO): oxidoreductase activity, acting on paired donors, with incorporation or reduction of molecular oxygen; iron ion binding; monooxygenase activity
Source: RefSeq, a predicted model, not a curated record